CCUACGCGACAAUAGCCAGAGAACACUGUUUGUCAUCCGCAGUAUGCGAGUACGUUCAGCAUUGUGUUGGCUGGCUGCUUUGGUUUUGUACGUUAUAGGGUGUGCCUGCAUAAAUUAGUACGUGAAAAAUGGCGAGAAACGUUAUUCUCGCUAUUUUCGUACUGGCCUCGUUAUUUACGGUGUUGUGCGCCUUUAGCUUCUUCAGGCGAAGGACCUACAAAGUUCACAAGUUCCUAGAUUCUAAAGAACCAAUAUGGACAUACCGAACGAGCAGACAAACGGACAUUUUAUGCGAAGUGGAUGCUAUGAUCAAUAUCUCCUCCACGGAAAUAUUUUUCACUCGAAUGUCUUACGAUCGCAAAGGAAGAACGUAUGCCGUGCUGCGUGGCGAAUUUCACGAACGCCGAAAGAAGCACAUGCUUGUGCACACGCAAGGAGGCGUUUAUAACCUACACGAAGAGAUGCUCUAUAUGAGUUCCGAUCACAGCUGCGCAGUAUUUAUGGUGACAAGACUGUUCGGUGGUACAUUUCGCAGCUACGAUUUGCGACUGAAAAAUUCAUCUGUGGCGAAAGGGCCUCGAAAAGACUGUCUUCGAAAAUUCAAGAGGCGUGACCGCAGAGGACAAGUGAUCUACAGGCCGAUGUGUCAGGCUAUACUACACAGCAAAGCGGAAACAACAAUGCCAAAUUCAACAGACAAGGCCUAACUAUUAACCAAUUGCUGUGCUAACAUGUUUCUCGUGAAAGUAUCUUCGCAGAAAGCAAAUUUGCACACUAUUGUGAUAAAACUUGAUGAUUUUUAGCUGCUACUUGGCUGCUUAGUUUUAUAAAAAAUAACAAGUCCGGGCAUCAUUUUAUGAGGUUUCUAAUUGCCAAAAACGCUCAGAACAUACCUUUGGACUUGCAACUCAAUAGCGAAUCCUUAGGGUGUUAAGGAUGCUAUACGUGAGGCUCCGUGCUUUCGGUGUUCAUUUUUCUUGAAAACCGGCGGGUGUUUUUCGAAGUUUAUAUUUCUGGCGGAAGUUCACGUUAUAUCGAAGUUGUGUUGCCAUAAAUUUCCAAUUCUCUGAAAUUCGGGGUUUUACAUUUUCUCCAAAAACCCGAAAAUCUUACAUCACUUCAUGACUGCAUACUAAAAUAUCUAAACACACGAGGCACAUUUUAUUUUUCUUAGGUUUGAAUGGACAAAGAUAUAUAGGCACAAGCGAAAUACAUGAACUUUGAACACGUUUAUUCUCAUAUAAAGCGUUAGCUUAAAGCUUACUGUAAAACACGCAGGAAUACUUCGCGAGACUGCGGUCAAUGAUCGAAGCGCCCUCCUGUUUUCUGAUGACUCCCAGCUUUGAAACGUCUAGAAACAAGAGGCAACAGAAAAUCCAGUGCACAGCACCGACGCAUUGGCUAAUCGAUGUUGUAAAGUAGCACUGAUAUUUCACAAUGUCACUCAGGAGCUGGCACAGGUAAUCAGUUUCAAGAAUCACUACGUGAACAAAUACACCAGCUUCUGCUAAAAAGAACGAUGAGUAGCAUGCGAAACAGCGCAUAAGUCGGUUCAUCACGGGGCCUUUGCCCGAUGAACGCGUCCUUCCAAGUGGAGCGCACCAUAAAUCUACUGUAUUGUCUGUUGCUGUCACUCAUCCCGAAUUGUUCUUGGAGCCCGUCACGGGGGGGGGGGGGGACGUGAGUUCAUAGCGCAUCUGCACAAUCUCGUUUGAUGUCACAGUGUAAAAGGAGAAUCCACCAGCUCUUACAUAGUCACUUCCACAUGUCCGAUUGAGCUAGCGCGUGUCAGCGCGUUCGACACUGCUUGGGCCAGCUGUUGCACAUUCCCAGUAAGGUUUGUAAAGUCGCACUACAUAUUGAACUCGGUUAUACGCUGCUUUGCCUCUAAGAUAUGUGCAUAGGCUUCUAACAUGCCGGAAAGUUCAUUCCUCACAUUUGGGUUUCCAUUUUGAACACUAACAAAACGAUUCUUCGGUGUACUGGAGUUGAUCGCACAGGUUCCUCUCAGAUGCCUCUCUCUACUCUUCGGUGACAAAAGAGUAGUAUCUGUUAAAGUCUGCGGUAAUCAUCAAGUAUCCGUUCUCCUCAAGGAGGCCACCCCCUUAAAAAAUAUCAAAUUUUUUCCGUGAUUGCUGGAUAUUUGUAAAAACGUUUUGUGACAGUGCGAUACAGUAAA
Messenger RNA from Rhipicephalus microplus (southern cattle tick), 2179 nucleotides. RefSeq lists its product as uncharacterized. The record is from RefSeq and is a predicted model, not a curated record. NCBI's taxonomy places the organism in Eukaryota, Metazoa, Arthropoda, Arachnida, Ixodida, Ixodidae.